Sclerotinia sclerotiorum 1980 UF-70 is the source of this 909-nucleotide messenger RNA. RefSeq lists its product as hypothetical. The coding region runs from base 1 to 909 and encodes 302 amino acids. The record is from RefSeq and is a predicted model, not a curated record. Gene Ontology annotation, biological process: secondary metabolic process. The transcript has 2 exons. Lineage: Eukaryota; Fungi; Ascomycota; Leotiomycetes; Helotiales; Sclerotiniaceae.
AUGGUCACCAUCAAAGAUGUUCGGGAUUCCAAUGCUACUUUCAAAGCUAUAGCUACUCCUGGUAUGGUUGCCGUCUUUGUGGGUGCAACAUCGGGUAUCGGAAUGGGUACAUUGAAAGCAUUUGUCAAGUACGCAAAUGCUCCGAAAGCAUAUAUUUUUGGACGUUCAGAAUCAGCUGCGGGUCGUCUGGUCAAUGAUCUGAGACUCUCAAACCCAUCAGCAAUACUGUGUUUCCCUGAAGGCGAAAAAUCAUCUGAAGGAAUUGACAGUCCUCAAUCUCUCCGUUACUAUUCUCGUCUCCGCUUUGCCUAUGAUUUGCUCCCUCUCCUGCAAGCCGCACCCAAACCCCGUGUCAUUUCAAUCCUAGCGGGUGGUCGAGAGAAAUCUAUUGAUCUCAACGACCUCGAAGUGAAGCAAAAUUUCAGCAUGAUGAAAGCUGCCAGUAAUGGAACAACUCAAACAACUCUAGCUUUCGAAGAACUAGCGAAGUCUAACCCUCGCAUUUCUUUCAUUCACAAGUAUCCAGGAUUCGUUGAUACUGGAGCGGUUGGUAGAUUGAUGUCUUCUACGACGGGAAUUUAUGCUAUCCUAGCAACUUUCUUUAGAUUGAUGGUAUUACCUGUUCUCAAUCUAUUUGCAAUGAGCGUGGAGGAAGCCGGUGAAAGAGGAUUAUUCUUAGCUAUUAGUUCAAGGUAUCCGCCUACCGAGCUAAGAGAGGGAGGUGUCUCAGGGGUAGAAUUGCCUGCUCGUGUGGAGGUCGCAAGGAGCUCGGUAGUAAAUGAGAAUGGAGGGUCCAAUGGGGUCUACAGACUUAAGGCAGAUGAUCACUCUGCACCUGAUGGUGACAUAUUACCGGAUUACAGGAAGGAUGCUGGGAAAAUUGUUUGGGAGAGCACGGUGAGUGUUUGA